GGACACUGGGGUUGGGAGUGGGAGGUGUCCCUGAGGGCAGCAGAGCCCUUCCCUGCCCAGCCCCACAAAUCCCUGUGAUCCUCACCAAGCAGGAAGGUCAGGGCUGCUGUAAAAGCAGGACCCAGGAGCUGAGCAGCUUUUUCCCGGGCUGCAGUCGAAGCUGCCCCAGUCUGGGUGCUGGAACUGCUCUGAAAUCAGCUGCAGGACAGGGAGGCGCCCGCUUGUGAUGGCUCCGGGCACUCCGAGGGGUCUGAGCUGCAUCCUCACCUGCCUCCCCCCUUCCCCACCACCUCCCUCCCCUCGGGUGAUGCCGCAGCAGGCACGGAGCAGCCCCCAUCCCUCCGUGGCACCGCGUUUCGGGUCUCCAGGGUGAUGCCAGGGAUGCCCAGGGGCCAGGGCCGAGCCCAGCACCUCGGCUGCGAGCGGGGUGAGAAAUUUUGCAAGAGGAAGUGGCCGGGCUGCGGCCGUGCGAGGCGAGGGCAGGAAGGGGAGGCGAUGCUGCCGCUGCCGGCGCUGCUGCGCGGGCACCCCGGGAGCGCACUGGGAGCGCACUGGGAGCGCGCUGGGAGCGCUGCCCCUUCCAUGCUGGCCCAGCGCCGCUGCGCAGGGAGGGCUGCGGCGAGGGAAGGGUUACCCGGCACGGCUGCCUGUGGAGCAGCAGCAGCUCGGCAGGAUGAGCGCAGGGAGCCGGUGAGCGGCGAGCCGGGGAUGUGAGCGCAGCGGGGACCCCGAUGGUCGCCGGCCCCCCCAGCCCCUCGCCCCUGCCCGGCUCCCAUGACCAUCGGCAGCAGCAUGAGCAGCGGCUACUGCAGCUUGGAUGAAGACCUCGAGGAUUGCUUUUUCACGGCCAAAACCACCUUCUUCCGCAGCGCGCAGAGCAAGGUCCCUGCCAAGAAUGUGGCACAGACGGUAGAAGAAGAGAAGCCCGAGCCUCCGACCGUCCAGGAGAUCAAGCAGAGGAUUGAAAAGUACAAUGCAAAGGUCACCAACUGCCUGUUGAUGAAACUGAACGACGAUGGCACCUACACUGGGUUCAUCAAGGUGCACCUGAAGCUGCGGCGGCCGGUGACUGUGCCGGCCGGGAUCCGGCCCCAGUCCAUCUACGAUGCCCUCAAGGACGUGAACCUGGCAGAGAUGACAGACAAGAGAACCUCCUUCUACCUGCCCCUGGAUGCCAUCAAGCAGCUGCACAUCAGCAGCACCACCACGGUGAGCGAGGUGAUCCAGGGGCUCCUGAAGAAGUUCAUGGUGGUGGAUAACCCCCAGAAGUUUGCGCUGUUCAAGGAGAUGAGGAAAGAUGGGCAAGUGCUUUUCCAGAAGCUGCCCCUCACUGAGUACCCGCUGUACCUGCGGCUGCAGGCGGGCCCUGACACCGACGUGCUGAGCUUUGUGCUGAAGGAGAACGAAACGGGGGAGGUCGAGUGGGACGCGUUCUCCAUCCCAGAGCUGCAGAACUUCCUGAUGAUCCUGGACAAAGAAGAGAAGGAGAAAAUCCAGCAAGUGCACAGGAAGUAUGAGAGGUUCAAACAGAGACUGCAACAGACCCUGAAAGAAGCCAGAGGCAAACCUGGAUAACCUUCAGGAGGCACUGGGCAUCAGACUAAGCUAGAGACUGUUUUUAAAUGAAAAGACUUCUCAGGACACCUUAGUAGUCAUUCUCCCUCUUCAACCUUCGUAAGGACUGGCUCCCUGCACCCCUAAAGCGACCCUAUUGCAUUUUCUGCUUCUGAAACCUCUUCUCCCAGGACCAGAGCCAGUCCAAGGACAGGAAGCCUGUUUUUAAAACAGCUUCAACAAAGCAAACAGAGCUGCUGGUUGGCUGUGCAGCCGUGCCACCCGCUGCAGAGGCUGCGUGGAAAAUCCUCGCUGUGACACCCAGCAGGACCCAGCUGCUGGCUGAGGUUUUGAGCAGCUCCUGCUGUUCCUGCUCCUCCCAGCGAGCUGCUUGUUCCUGUUGGGAGGUGCUGUGGCCCACAGUGCCCUCGUGGCCCAGUUCUGGUUUCGUAAGGAGGGCACAGGAAGCAGCAGGACGAGGGGAGGAGGUUGUUGCACCAAACCACGUGGGUGUUGCAGCUCUGAGCAAGCCCUGGGCUUGUUCAGGGCUCAGGCAGCCAGGGAAAUGCCAGGUUAUGACACCAAGGCAGCUGCAACACCCCAACAGUCUGUUGGUAAAUAUUGCUGCAACUUGGUGAUAGUAAUUCCCAGGAAAACCAUUCAUUUUGAUUCUAUUUGACUUCUGAUUUUGAAAAGAGCUGAAUUACAGUAACUGUCCCUGAUGCUUAGCUAAGUUAGCCAUUGUUUCACCAGUUCUCUACUCUGUAGGAAUUGGGACUUAUGUUUCCAGAAAUUCUGUUUGAGAAGUGUAAAGGUGAUGGUUGGGGCACAGGCUGAGGGUUCAGUGUUGACGGUUUAGCAAUACACGUCCAUCAGAGGAACCCAGGAAAGCUCAAAACCCCUUCACAAAUCAGAUUUUGAGCUGAGAACGUGCCUGGCCCCGAGGGAGAGGAGCCCCAUCCAGGGCUGGGGUGUGGAGGUGGCACCAAGUAAGGGAAUUACAGUCCUUGGAUGCUUUCUGCUCACCUCCCCUGUGCUUCCAGCCCUGCUGUCCCUGUCACACCCUCCCUGUGCCCUGUUCUCCCUCCCCACUCUCAACUGGUGCUGUUCCCAGGAUUUGCUGUCUCUGGGGAGUCAGGAGAGGACAGCAAGUCCCUCUCUGCCUGUCUCAGGGCUCCCACCAGGCCAAGCAUCCCUCAGCAAAUCCUGGAGCUGCAGGCUCAGUCCCUGGUGCUGAGGAAUCGCUGCUGGGCUGGGAAAGCUCCAGGGGUCCCUGGGGAGAGGAUGGGCCCGUGUUUACCCUCAGUGCUUGGUCCCAGGCACGCUGCACACAGCCAGGGCCAGCCCUCCCUCUGGUCACACACAGGGAAUGUCACUGCUGGGCUGGGAUGGAGCAGGGACAGGUUUGUGUGCUCAUGAACAGCCCUUGGAGCUCCCUGUGGCUGCUGUGACCCCACCUGCGCCCAGGGCGAGGGGAGCCAGCAGGUUUUUGGGAAUGGGAGGACUCUCAAAUUUACCUCAGUGCCUUUUUUUUCCCUUAAGUGUGAAAAGUUUGCAUUUGGGCUAAGGAGGAAGCUGUGCAGAGCCCUCAUCCCUCCUGUCCCACAGCAGGGGUGUGACGAGCCCCUUGUGUCCGGGCAGGGAUGAGGAACUGGUUUGUUUCUUGCUGGAAGGUGACUGCUUGGGAUGUUAUUCUUUUUCCAGAUUUUAAGUAUGUUUGUUUCUAAACCUUAUGAGAGGAACUGCAUCACUUGGAGCCCUGGGCUGGUGUGAAAGGCACUUUGUGCCAGGCUCAGCUGCAGUUGUGUCAGCAGUGAGGGUUUGCUCGCAGGGCUGUGGUGCAGGAGCCUCCAGUACUGUACUCUACACCCAACGACCUCUACCAAGGGCUGGCAGCCUCAGAGCAGCACUGGCCACGCUCUGGGGCUCUCUGGCCGGCUACUAGCAGGCUUAGCACUUCACUGUUCACUUGUGGAGUCCUUUCAAUGCCGUUUAUCUGGUGCUUUGAGCCUUGACAGCACCGUAUAAAUACUUCAGUUCCACCGUGGGGAAGAACGCUGUAAAAACUGCCAGUGGCUCUCAGAGGGAAGAGCCACACGCUUGGCUUGAAAUCCCUUUUCUUUCUGGCUAAAAGUUGUGCAGGUUUCCUUUUUUUUUUUUAUUUUUUUGGUGAGUUUUGGUGUCCCCUCUCCCUUCCUGGCCCCAGCAUGUCUUGGACAGUCUGUGGAAGGCAUGGCUUCGUAUGCAAUCACUGUGGAUGCUGCUGAAAACCUCCUGCCACCAGCAGGGCUCGCUCGUUUGGUUUUGAUUUUCAAUUUCAGGGGCAUUUGGAGAGUUGGUGGGUGCUGAAACUCAGAUUCUCAUGGGUCACUUGAGCUGUUUCUAGAAGUAUUUGCCCCAUCUUUAAUCCUGUUGGCAGUGCCUUUGGUUAGCAAUUGUCUCGCCUAGCUCGUGUGAGUUUAUUUUCCAUGGCUACUGUAAAACCUGUAAAAUAAUGUGUAUAGAAUGGAAUAGUAGAGCUUCUAUGGCAAAGUGAAAUGCAUUUUUGCAAUGCUGUAAUUUAUUUUUACUACUCCCUAGUGAUCCUAUGGCAUUUUUACAAAAUGUCUCACUCUCAGCUUUUUUUGAAGGUUCUGGAACUAUUUGUUCAUAUGCAGACAGUGUAAGAGACAAUGAUAAUAAAACUGUCAGUAAUUAAAGAAA
Molecule: messenger RNA, 4257 nt
Organism: Oenanthe melanoleuca
Lineage: Eukaryota; Metazoa; Chordata; Aves; Passeriformes; Muscicapidae
Gene: RASSF5
Product: Ras association domain family member 5
Exons: 5
Coding region: 775-1575 (266 amino acids)
Biological process (GO): signal transduction
Cellular component (GO): nucleus
Source: RefSeq, a predicted model, not a curated record